This is a messenger RNA of Ananas comosus (pineapple), 603 nucleotides long. RefSeq lists its product as uncharacterized. Bases 2 to 382 code for a protein of 126 amino acids. NCBI's taxonomy places the organism in Eukaryota, Viridiplantae, Streptophyta, Magnoliopsida, Poales, Bromeliaceae. The transcript has 4 exons. The record is from RefSeq and is a predicted model, not a curated record.
GAUGGCACAAGUUCUAGCAAUUAGCAUGAAGAGGAGAGUGGAAGUAGUUCAUGGGGAGCUCUUUAGUUUCUCCCUCCUUAAUGUGCCCAAAAAGCUCAAAACAUUGGAUGCCAUGAAUUUGUCGCCUUUUGCCGAAACCUUGCUUGAUUAUGGCUUGAGCGAAGAGAUCGAAGUUAACAUGCACUCAGAUCAGGUUCCUGAUAUCAAGAUAGUCGAGGAAGAGGAGAUCGACGAAGCAGAAAAUAUGCACUAUUUCGAGGUCCCCUACUUUAUGGCAGAAGAAGCAGAAGCUGCAGAAAUGGAAAUGGAAGACGAGCGCGAGGAAUUCGAGGAACACAACAAUACACUUCAGGCUCCUAUAUUUUGGACAGGUUUUUUCUGAGGGAGGAGAAACUUGUUUGAUUGGGAGGGAAGGGAAAUGAAAUGCCUAUUACAUGGAAAGGGAGAUGAAAAACUUAAGUAGGAUUUUGUGUUUAAUAUAGCCUGAAAAUAAUGUGUGUGAUUUUUGUUGCAAAAUUUGUUCAAUUAAGUAGUUUUAGUAUGCACUAUUUCAGUGUCAGUACUAAGAUUGUAAGAAGCAUCUCUAAUAUUAGAUUCAGUGUU